AUGACUGCCUCAAUCGACUCGGAGACACUGAAGCAAUACCUAGCCGACGACCCGCCUUCCGUAGUCAAUCUCGCCAUCAAACCCCACUUCGAAGCUCUCAGCGACAAAGAGAAGCUCUACGCUCACCAUCUCUCCCUAGCUUGCUUUGCAGGAUCCCGCAUCGUUCUUCGCCAGGUGUCCCCCGAAUCCGAACCCAUCUACGACUUCAUCGUCGCAUUACACAAGCACGUCGAGGGCGACUACGCCAAGGCCGCGGAUGAUGCCAGCCUUUCCAAAGCAGCCGUUGAUGCAUACCUCAACUAUGCCGCUCAGUUCUUGGGCAACAUGGGCAAUUACAAGUCGUUCGGCGACUCGAAGUUCGUGCCGCGCAUCGAACCGAGCGAGCUGAAGGCCCUGGCCAAGCUGUCCCCGACGACACAGAAGCUAUACGAACAGUUCGAGAACGCUAUAUACGCCGGGGAAGACAUCGCGAAGUUGCACCUGGGCUACCCAAGCGCGGGCCACGUGUCUACCUACUACCCCGACAGCCCCGGCAUUACGAAGGAGGACAUUUCGGGCGUGAGUGACUUCCUAGAAGGCAAGCGAUUAUUGCCAGAGAAUACGCGAAUUCGCCAGACCAAAGAGGGCUUCGAGAUCCUCAUCGCAAGCGCUCAGAAAGACCCGGCGGCGGCGGACCGCGAUCUCGAUGAGAGCGAAUGGACACUGCCCAGCGGCAAGAAAGUCAAGCUGGUUUUUGGCGACCAUGCUAAGGAGAUGGAGACUAUUGCGCAUCAUAUCGCCGAGGCGAAGAAGUAUGCUGCGAAUGACACGGAGGUCAAGAUGACCGAGGAAUACGUAAAGAGCUUUACUACUGGUUCUUUGGAAGCCUACAAGGAGUCUCAGCGACAGUGGAUCAAGGACAAGGGCCCAGCGGUCGAGAGUGAUAUUGGGUUCGUGGAGACCUACCGCGACCCGCAUGGCAUUCGAGGAGAAUGGGAAGGCUUCGUCGCAACGGUCAACAAGGAGCGGACAGAGGCAUUCAGCAAGCUAGUGAGCGCUGCGCCUAAGCUAAUUCCAUUGCUGCCGUGGAAGGCGGAAUUCGAGAAGGACACCUUCUUGAGCCCUGACUUUACCUCACUUGAGGUGCUUACGUUUGCCGGUAGUGGUAUCCCUGCCGGUAUCAACAUCCCGAACUACGACGACAUUCGCCAGAACAUCGGCUUCAAGAACGUAUCACUAGGCAAUGUUCUCUCAGCGAAGGCACCCAACGAGAAAGUCCCCUUCAUUAAGGACAAGGAUUUGGACGUAUAUCAGAAGUACCGCGACCCAGCUUUCGAAGUACAAGUCGGUCUCCACGAGCUUCUCGGCCACGGCUGCGGCAAGCUGCUCCAAGAGACUGCGCCUGGUGUUUAUAAUUUCGACAUUAAAAACCCCCCAAUUUCGCCCAUCUCUGGUAAGCCCAUCACGACCUACUACAAGCCCGGCCAGACCUGGGGCUCUGUCUUUGGUUCCCUUGCCGCGUCUUAUGAAGAGUGCCGCGCCGAGUGCGUUGCCAUGGCCCUCGGCUGCGAUUUCUCCAUUCUCCAACUCUUCGGCUUUGGUGAUGGCAAAGAAGACAUCAACGGCGAGCCCGGCGACAUUCUCUAUGCAGCCUACCUCCAGAUGGCCCGCGCUGGUAUUGCUGCGCUCGAGUUCUGGGACCCCAAGUCUCGCAAAUGGGGCCAGGCGCACAGCCAAGCGCGCUUCACCAUCCUCCGCACGUUCCUCAACGCCGGCGUCGAGUUCUGUGAGCUCGAGUGGAAGGAGAACGAUCUGUCGGACCUCACCAUUCGCCUCGAGCGCGACCGCAUCCUUGACCUUGGCCGGAGCGCCGUCGAGGAGUAUCUGCAGAAGCUGCACAUCUACAAGAGCACUGCGGACUACGAAGCUGGAAAGAGGAUGUACGAGGAGCUCUCGAAUGUCGAGCCGUUCUACGAGAACAAGGUGCGCCCAGCGGUGCUGUCGAAGAAGCAACCGCGGAAGGUGUUUGUGCAGGCGAACACAGUGCUUGAGGGAGACAAGGCGGUGCUUAAGGAGUAUGACCCAAGCCCGUCGGGUAUGAUUCAGAGCUACGUGGAACGAGAAUAUUUGUGA
Messenger RNA from Paraphaeosphaeria sporulosa, 2112 nucleotides. Its product is annotated as dipeptidyl-peptidase III. Bases 1 to 2112 code for a protein of 703 amino acids. Lineage: Eukaryota; Fungi; Ascomycota; Dothideomycetes; Pleosporales; Didymosphaeriaceae. Gene Ontology annotation, cellular component: cytoplasm. The transcript has 3 exons. Gene Ontology annotation, molecular function: metalloexopeptidase activity; dipeptidyl-peptidase activity. The record is from RefSeq and is a predicted model, not a curated record. Gene Ontology annotation, biological process: proteolysis.